Messenger RNA from Ictidomys tridecemlineatus (thirteen-lined ground squirrel), 2312 nucleotides. Lineage: Eukaryota; Metazoa; Chordata; Mammalia; Rodentia; Sciuridae. The record is from RefSeq and is a predicted model, not a curated record.
GUGACCAGAAGUCAGCAGCUUCCCAGAAGCCCCGGAGCCGGGGCAUCCUCCACUCACUCUUCUGCUGUGUCUGCCGGGAUGAUGGGGAGGCCCUGCCUGCCCAUAGCGGGGCACCCCUGCUCGUGGAGGAGAAUGGCGCCAUCCCUAAGGUAGAGGGCCAGGGUAGGGAAGGCUGUGUAGGAGGUGCCCCCACCCAGCCCGGCCCCUCCCACCAGCAGACCCCAGUUCAGUACCUGCUCCCUGAGGCCAAGGCCCAGGACUCGGACAAGAUCUGCGUGGUCAUCGACCUGGACGAGACCUUGGUGCACAGCUCCUUCAAGCCAGUGAACAACGCUGACUUCAUCAUCCCAGUGGAGAUUGAUGGGGUGGUCCACCAGGUCUAUGUGCUGAAGAGGCCCCAUGUGGACGAGUUCCUGCAGCGAAUGGGCGAGCUCUUCGAGUGCGUGCUGUUCACUGCCAGCCUUGCCAAGUAUGCAGACCCAGUAGCUGAUCUGCUGGACAAAUGGGGGGCCUUCCGAGCCCGGCUGUUUCGAGAGUCCUGCGUCUUCCACCGGGGGAACUACGUGAAGGACCUGAGCCGGCUGGGCCGAGACCUUCGGCGGGUGCUCAUCCUGGACAACUCGCCUGCCUCCUACGUCUUCCAUCCAGACAAUGCUGUACCAGUGGCCUCGUGGUUUGACAACAUGAGUGACACCGAACUCCAUGACCUCCUCCCCUUCUUUGAGCAACUCAGCCGCGUGGAUGAUGUGUACUCAGUGCUCAGGCAGCCGAGGCCCGGGAGCUAGUGAGGUGCCACGGGGCCUGGACCUGCCCCUGACUGAAGCCCACACCUCCUCCCACGGAGACUCUGGGCACCUGCCCGAGAGCUCUUAAGAAAACCCGCAAGCUGUGCCCAUCGGUGGCCCUGGGGAAGCAGGUGUCUUCCCCAGCAGCCCUGCCAGGCUGUACCGAGGACUGUACACCCCUGGUUCCCUGUGUCAGUGCCUUCGAACCUCCUCCCCACUUUUCAGGAGACCUGGGGGCCCUGCCUGCUGCUCCCCUUUUCUGUCCCCUCUCUUCAUGCUGCCAUGUUUCUCUGCUGCCAAAUUGGGCUCCUUAGCCCCAGUUCUGCUUUUGGGGUGGGGGCAGGAUUUCUGUCAUCCCAUACCUUGGAGCCCCAGCCUGGGAACAGUGGACACCAAGUGCCUUUCAUAGAGCCUCAUCUUGCCCACUCAGCUUUCCCGGGGGCGUGGCUACCAUCAUAGCUCCUGCCUGGACUGGCCUGCAGGUUGCUGAGGUCUAGGCUGGUCCGGGGAACCAGUCUCUUCUCACCCCCACGCCUCCCUUGGAACUGACAGAGGCCCCACCAGUUCCUGUCUAGGCAGGGGAGGGCCUGGAGGGAAGAACCUCUUACCCCUUGUGAAGGGAGCAAGGGUCUUUCCUUCAGGACCCCACAGUCCAGAUUCUCCAAGGUUGAUGGCUGCUCCUUAUGUCACCCAAGCUGUGACCCCUUCCUUCUGCCUUAAUUACCCCAAGGCCCUGGAGCUUGGCUCCCCAUUUCUGAAUAUGGGGACAUAGGCAGGACCCCCUUGUGGUGCCAUAUAAAUAUGUAUAUGUGUAUAUAGAUUUUUAAGGGAUGGAGAGAGGGAAGGGUGGGCAUAGAGACACCCUCCCUUGCCCCUUUCCUGGGCCCAGAAAUUGGGGGGGAGGGAGGGAAAGGAUUUUUACAUUUUUUAAACUGCUAUUUUCUGAAUGGAACAAGCUGGGCCAAGGGGCCCCAGGCCCUGCUCCCUGUCCUUCACAGCCCUUUUGCUCCGUUCGUUCAAAAUACACUUAUUGAGCACCUUGUGUGCCCAGCACUAUGCUAGGCCACCAGCUAAGUGGGGGGUCUCCACCCCUAAUUGGUGCCUUCUCCACCCACCCCAGACUUCACCAGUGCCUUUGGGGUAUCUGCAGGAGAUGGAAACUUCUUGUGAGGUUUGGGGGGUCUCCAGGAAGCUAGGCCAAGCUGUCCCUGUCCCCUGUGCCAACCCACCCACUGCAGCCUCCUCCCUUGCCCCCUGCUGGCUGGGGGAAGCUCCCAGAAUGUCCGCCUUCCAACUUUAACUUGUUUCUGAAACUCUUCCCCACACUUGCUGAGUCAGGAGGUCAAGGCCUUGGGCUUUCCCCGGGGUCAAACGGUCAAGUGGACCCACAAACCAGUGCCAAGGGAGUUGAUGGGGGGAGGGAGGAUAUGGUUGACCUGAAAAGGGUGACCUUCGCAUUUAGUGCCUUCUUGGUGACCCAGAGCCUCACCGUGUAACAAGAACUAAAGAGAAAGCCAGACCCCCCUA